AUGGAUAACUUUCCAUCUGCUCUGGAAGGGUGUUGUGGGAGUCGGCUAAUUAAUGGGGGACCAUCACCGGGCUGCCAUCUAAUCACCAAGCACGUACCGGUCUGCAACUGGCUGAAAACCAAACUUCAGGUAGCGGAGCCCCAGCGUGGCCCCGGCCACACGCGUCACCUGGUAAAACACUUGGCGUGGGGAGCCCGCAGCCCGCCUUCGCGCGCCGCGCAGCAGUGGCAGCAGGCCGGCGGUGGCAUCACCAGGCCGGCAUAUGCCGCGCUGUCAGAGCGGGGCAGAAAUAAUCACGGCAGCCUCAUGACACGGAACCGCCAGGCCAUUUUCCGCCGCCUGUGUGCCGGCGAGGCGCCGAGCCUUUCCUACCAAGAGCUGAAAGACUUGAAGAAGACCGACGUCCUCCACAUAGACGUGCGGGAGAGGUGGGAGAUCGACAGGUUUGGAAAAAUCCCGGCGUCCAUCAACAUACCGCUGGGUGAGUUAGUGGAAGCUCUACAAAUGGACCCAACGGAGUUCAAGAAGCAGUACAAUCAACAGAUGCCAUCAAAGACAGACCCUGUGGUUUUCUCCUGCUUGGCAGGAAAAAGAAGUAAACAAGCACUCGGUUUUGCCAUGUCCUUGGGUUUCAGCAGAGUUCAGCAAUACGCUGGUGGCUUUGAGGACUGGGUAAAACAUGAACCUCCAGAGAAAAAAUGAAGAUGACUCUCCCAACCCUUGCCCCAUCGACGCUUCAGGAUGGUUUGUAGGUUUUAGCAUUCAAACUAUGUGCAUUCCACUUCCACAACACAGCCCACUCCCGUUUUCUUGUGUAAAUGGACAUUCACCUUCAAACAGCCGUGCAGAUCAACUGCUUGCUUUAAAUUACAUCUAAAGACUAUGACGUGAACAGAAGAUGUUAAAUGUGUUCAACCUUUACUGUGGGCUAUGUUUUUUUGGUGAAAGCACGUGAA
Messenger RNA from Egretta garzetta (little egret), 956 nucleotides. It is a transcript of the gene TSTD3, whose product is annotated as thiosulfate sulfurtransferase like domain containing 3. The record is from RefSeq and is a predicted model, not a curated record. Lineage: Eukaryota; Metazoa; Chordata; Aves; Pelecaniformes; Ardeidae. Gene Ontology annotation, molecular function: thiosulfate-cyanide sulfurtransferase activity. Gene Ontology annotation, cellular component: mitochondrion. The transcript is spliced from 5 exons. Bases 1 to 702 code for a protein of 233 amino acids.